Molecule: messenger RNA, 555 nt
Organism: Ramularia collo-cygni
Lineage: Eukaryota; Fungi; Ascomycota; Dothideomycetes; Mycosphaerellales; Mycosphaerellaceae
Product: related to ER-Golgi SNARE complex subunit BET1 protein
Exons: 4
Coding region: 1-555 (184 amino acids)
Biological process (GO): endoplasmic reticulum to Golgi vesicle-mediated transport
Source: RefSeq, a predicted model, not a curated record
AUGGCCUCCAGAUUCCAGCGCGAUUCGCGCAACGCCCUCUUCUCCAACUACGACGCGGCGCAACAAACCCGCUCGCGUCCUCACUCGGGCUCUCCAGCACCUCGCAAUGCGCCUUUUACCGCCUCGGCGAAUUCUAGCAGUCCUUAUGGAGGUGGUGGUGGCAGUGAUGCGUCGCCACAAUUAAAUUCUUAUGCCGGUGGUGGUGCGGCGGGUUUCAAUGCUUAUCCCAGCAGCGGCGGCGGCGUCGGCGGAGGACUCGAAGGGGAUGGGACAUUUCGGGCUGCGACGCCCAAUCGGAGGGGACAGUAUAGUGAUGCUGUGUUGAGUGAGUUGGAGAGUCAGAAUGAUGAUCAGGCGGGGGAGAUGAGUAAGAAGGUUAAGAUGUUGAAGGAGUUGACCAUGGCGAUUGGGGAUGAGAUUCGGGAUAGUACGGCUUUUACGGAGAAGAUGAAUGAUCAGUUUGAGAAUACGAGGAAUCGAUUACGAGGGACAAUGAAUCGCGUGGCGUUAUGGGAUGGGUUUGAGAGGAUCAGACUCUCGGAGUGUAGUGUUUGA